AUGAGGCUGGCCACUCUCUUUCCCCUGGCAGCGGUUGCGACCUCGAUCGCAGCCCAUCCGCACAAACAGUCGCACGGGCCGGCUGCCGUCUAUCAACCCGCGCCGGUAGCAACUGUCAUUGUUUAUGUGCUAGAUGGAAAGCCAAUUUCCGAGGCUGAGGUGCGUCAGGGAAUCGCCAAUGGCACUCUGAUUUGGGGUGACGGCGGGAAUCUCUCCACGUCCCUCGCGAGUAUCCCUACGCCUGGUCCAAUUCCGGUUAAGAGCGAGACUCUACAGCGCCUGUCUCAACAGCCCGCUCCAAAGCCAGCUACUCAAGUGGAACUGAAGUCUGCUCCUUCCCAUCCUCAACCGUCCUCGGCCCCGCAGCCGUAUCGUCCAGAACCUGAGCCAUCUCAGCCGCCGGCCCCAUCCCACCAUAAUCAGAAUAAAGGAGCCGAGGGCGUUGAGCGAGAGUUUCCCAACGGUGAAUUCUCCUGUAACAGUUUCCCUCGGGGCUAUGGGGCCGUCGCAAUCGAUCACGCGGGUCUUGGAGGUUGGAUUGGCAUUCAAGCACCUCGGAUUGUGGAAGCUGCGGGAUACGAUGAUAUCAUGACUGUUCCGCAUGGAUCUUGCUCCGACGGCACAUGUUGCAAGCCGGGCAGGUUCUGUUCUUACAGCUGCCCGCCUGGCUAUCUCAAGGCUUCCUGGCCUUCGGCGCAAGUUCUCCAGCACCAAACUCUGGGAGGUCUCUACUGUAACCUUGAAGGAAAGCUGGAGAUGGCAAGCGGUUCCAUUUCUAAGACGCUUUGUGUCAAAGGCACGGAUAAGGUCACUGUGAAAGUGCAGAACAAGCUUUCUGCUUCCCAGUCAAUCUGCCGCACCGACUACCCAGGCACAGAGGGCGAAACUAUUCCCACGACAACACGACCUGGAGAAUCCGUGGAGCUUGCCUGCCCUGACAACAGCAAAUACUUCAAAUGGCUUGGCAAACCUACGUCCGCGCAAUACUAUAUCAACCCGAAGGGUGUCCCUGAGAACGAAGCCUGCCAAUGGGGCGACGGAAGCAGACCCAUCGGUAAUUGGGCGCCUGUCAACCUAGGCGCUGGCUAUGACGACGCGAGCGGAAAGGCGUAUAUACCUCUUUUCCCGAAUGCGCCAACCAAUCCGAACGGCAAACUAGACUUUUCCGUGGAGCUCGUUGCCGAUGACAUGAAUGGAAGGUGCAAGUACUCCAAGGGGAUGUACUACUACGGCAACGAUUACAGCGAGUCUUCACCGACUAAGGGUUGCACAAUCGCUCUGAACUCUGGCACACUCAAUGUCGUCCUGACUGAUGAUUAG
This is a messenger RNA of Westerdykella ornata, 1320 nucleotides long. RefSeq names its product SUN-domain-containing protein. Gene Ontology annotation, biological process: fungal-type cell wall organization. Bases 1 to 1320 code for a protein of 439 amino acids. The transcript has 4 exons. The record is from RefSeq and is a predicted model, not a curated record. Lineage: Eukaryota; Fungi; Ascomycota; Dothideomycetes; Pleosporales; Sporormiaceae. Gene Ontology annotation, cellular component: cell surface; fungal-type cell wall.